CGACAUGGGGAAACGACUUAGCUAACAACACUAGCAACAGUUGCUAAGGACUUUUCUGACGUUGUAAUGAGACGACAUGGGGAAACGACAAUAACAAAGACAAAUGCAAAGUUUUAAACAUAACGCAUGAACCAAUGUUUAAUGAACUCGUUCAGUAGACAUAGACAGUGGACCAAAGACAUAGACAGUGGACACAAAAACAUAUUUUUGGCACAAACAGAACCUCAUAAAAGACCAGCAUCUACUAAACACCUAAAGCUUGCCGCUGCGUGUGAGGAUUGUGCACUCUAGUCUUGUGUUUUUGGUCAUGUUCUGUUGUCUCUUGCAGUCACUUCAGGUCCAUGUUAAUCCUCCACAGCUGUUUUCAUUUCUGUUCAUUGUCCUUUGUCAGGUCAUCUGCUUUGUCUCUCUUUUUUUAAUUUUUUUUUUUACUUAAGAAAGUGACUACAUGUAAUUUUCUAAGUGCUGAACUUAUUUCUUAGCCGUACUGACCCUGAGAAAGGGUUAUGGUCAGGUUUGAUAUACACAAAAUGGUUCCUGAGUGCAGCUGUGUCUGUACCCCACUGCAGAAAACAAAUCUAAGGUGCAUCACAGCUAAUGGGACUUUAACUUUAAAUACCAACAAUCAAGAUCAACAUUUAGCUUCAUAGGUGCACUCAAAUAUGUGCAGCCAAUGAAGCAAUGUGGAUCUUGGCUGCACGUAUUACGUGUGGGUAACGUGAAUUUACGUCAGUUUUUGUGUUUGGUUACACGUAAAUAUCUGUGAAUAACAUCAGCCUAAACUAACUAAACUUCUGACAUUUUUUGGAUUCAACUGACAGCUUCUCUGUCUCAAAUGAAUGUGUUUCAGAGCUGGAAUCAAAAUGUUCCUCAUGUGAUGCAGAGCCUCUCAAAAACACUUCAACAAAGCCACUGUUAAAAUGAAAGCUGGUUGAGUUUCACUCCCUGUUAUCUCCCCGUCAACAUACAAAAGGGCUUUGAACGACUUGGCAGGAUAAAACCCUCCAACUUCUUAUUGGUCUGUAAUUUUGCACAUACACGUUUGGACAGAAUGAAUUGGGAGACUAACACACUAAAAACUCCACAAUAAAAAUAUUCCAAGUUUGGUUGUUUUUAAUCCAACUACAAGCUCAAAAUAGACAAACGUUUUUCUGGUUUAUAUAAACUGAAUGAAAAAAACACAAAUUUGGUUAAAAUGAAACCAAUUUAAUCCCCCCAAAAUUUAUAUUGCUCCAAAAAGUGACCCAAUAAUAUAUUCCAACAUGAAUGACCCAAGAAUGGGGUUAGGAAAUAACCCACGUGUUUUGAGAGUGUACUAACAGAAACAAAAAUAAAGUGUUCAUCCCGAAUAAGUAGAGGUUUGUAGGCUGGAGCAGAGAUAGGGUUCCUAUAUGAAAGUCUGUGGGGUUGGGGGUCACAGCCUUUAAACCCUCUCUAGUAUCUGCCCUAACAGGGAUGCGCCUUGACUUGUGAUGACAGGUGAAUCCGUGGCGCUCCGUGCCACGCAUGCACCACUGGAGCGCACCAACCCGAUCGCACCGCCCUCCUGCCCGUCUGCUGCCGGGAGGAGCAGAGCAGAGGAGAGACUGUGGCGCACAGCCGCGCUACCUUCGCGAGCGAGCAGAUGCGACUCGUGCGGAUGGAAAUGCUCCGCGUCCUUCCAAAAGUUUGCCGUCAGUGAGAGCCCACAGGAACAAGGCGAGCCGGAGCGCGAGGCGGGAGGAGGAGGAGAAGGAGGUCUCCUGCGCGAAGACGCAGAGCGCCCGAGCCGAUGCCUCCGUGAGCGGAGGAGACGGAGAACCAGACCAGAGCUGCACGAAAACGCGCCUCCCUGCGCAGCUUUCCCCCUGAGCGCGCACGCGGCUGACGCAGAGCCCAGAAGACCCUUGCCAAUAUGAUGUGUAAGCAUACCCAACAAUAAUGGCCCACAAGACACACAGUGGACGUACAGCUGAAGCAGACAUGUCUGUGCAUCUCAUCCAUGCCAACCUGCAGAUUCUCUCCCACAAAAACAUCUGUACUUUACAAGGAAGCUUGGAAAUUGUCGGGAAAUGAGCCAAAGGUGGAGCCGGGCUGGUGUGCUGAGUUGCGGGGAAUAAUAAACCACAAGAGCGUCUACUCUGGAGGUCUUGGCUCCCACUGUGUGCACAGAAUGAGGCUGGUGUGGAAAUCCUUGGACAAAAUGAGGUGUCUGAGGAAACGCGCCACCAUCCCCUUCCUUGGCUUCCUCAUCACCUUCCUCCUCUUCCUGAACCUUUACAUGGAAGACGGCUAUGUGCUGGAAGGGAAUAAACGGCAGCUCAGGGAAGCUUCAGCCCAUCCUCCCAGCUCAGAGCGAUACGUUCACACCUUUAGAGACCUCAGCAAUUUCUCGGGAACCAUCAACGUCACGUACCGUUAUCUCGCCGGAACGCCGCUGAACCGCAAGAAAUAUCUCACCAUUGGUUUGGCGUCUGUCAAGAGAAAAAGAGGAAACUACCUGCUGGAGACGAUCAAAUCCAUAUUUGAUCAGUCCAGUUAUGAGGAGUUGAAAGAGAUCGUGGUCGUGGUCCACCUGGCAGACUUUGACCUGGUCUGGUGUGAGAACCAGGUCCAGGAAAUCACCAGGAAGUUUGCUCACCAUAUCAUAGCUGGACGCCUGCUGGUCAUCCAGGCUCCAGAGGAAUACUAUCCUUCUCUGGAUGGGCUGAAAAGAAACUACAACGACCCAGAAGACCGGGUUCGUUUUCGUUCGAAGCAGAACGUGGACUACGCUUUCCUCCUCAACUUCUGCACAAACCUGUCCCACUUCUACAUGAUGCUGGAGGACGAUGUGCGCUGUUCCAGAAACUUUCUGACAGCGCUGAAGAAGGUGAUCACCUCCAGAGAGGGCACCUACUGGGUGAUGCUGGAGUUCUCCAAGCUGGGCUACAUCGGGAAGCUGUACCACUCCAGAGACCUGCCACGUUUGGCUCAUUUCCUCCUCAUGUUCUACCAGGAAAUGCCUUGUGACUGGCUCCUCAUCCAUUUCAGGGGUCUGCUGGCCCAGAAGGACGUGAUCCGCUUUAAGCCCUCACUGUUCCAGCACAUGGGCUACUACUCCUCCUAUAAGGGAGCAGAGAACAAGCUGAAGGACGACGAUUUUGAGGAAGACUCCAUUGACAUCCCUGACAACCCUCCUGCCAGCCUUUACACAAACAUCAACGUCUUUGAAAACUACGAUGCCACCAAGGCUUACAGUACAGUGGAUGAGUACUUUUGGGGCAAACCUCCUUCAACUGGGGAUUUCUUUGUUAUAGUCUUUAACAAGCCAAUCAAGAUCAGCAAAAUUCGGAUUGCUACCGGCUCUGAUGACCGGCAGAAUGACCUUCUUCACCAUGGAGUGCUGGAAGUCGGGGAAAAGCUAGUAGGGACAAAAAAAGGGAAACAGUGUUCUUCAUUCAUCACACUGGGGGAGUUUAAAAAAGGAAAAAUAGAGGUUCAAGAUGUUGACCACAAGAUUGCAUUUGAUAUUGAGUGUGUGCGCAUUGUGGUGACAGGAAAUCAAAAAGAAUGGCUUAUUAUUAGAAGCAUAAGUUUAUGGACUACACAGCCCCCCAGUCAGUGAAGACUUUCCAAAAACACCCUUAUUACAUCAUAUACAAUGGUGUUUUUAUUUAUUAUUGUAUGUUUUUUCAGGUUUAGUUUUGUUAAUUUUGUAUCGAUUUGUUAUUCUCUUUUGAUUAGUUCAAUAUUUAUUUUUUUAUACCUAAGAGCUGUAACAUUUUUUGUCCAUUUUUUAGAUUACGGUAUUCUCAAAGAUGAUGUAGCUUCAGUGACAUGACCUGAUUGCUGGUCUUGAGCCCAAACAAGAUGGUGGAUGCUGCAGAACAUAAAGUUUUCUCAUGGUUUCUUUUAUUAAGAAAAAAGAAUUUGGUUUGUGCACCUGCCAAACUUUUAACAUCUUUAAUUAGUAAAGCUUAUUCUACAGCUGGACUUUGGUGAUAUAUUUGUAUAAAUGUAUCACCCUUUCUUUUUCAUAUUCAAAUCCUUACUUUACACUGGAGAGAAAAUUCAUGUAUAUGUAUAGUUUUUAAAAUCAGAAUAUGUCACAAAAGUUGUACUUUAGAGAGGCAAUGAGCAAAAACCUGUUCCUAAAGGCUAAAUUCUAUCCCAACAAUGUCUUGCAGCCUAAACAUUAACUGUAGGACCGUAGAGGUACCACAUCUCAUGAAAUGGUUUGAAUGGUGGACCCAAAUGCAGGAGAGGGACUUUACAAUACAACAUGACAAAAUCAACUAAAUCCCAGCAUUAUGAACUUUGAGAUAAGAGAAAAGAAAAAGGCUGAUAAACAAGAAAACCGAAAAAGGACAAACUAAAUGCCAGACUAACUGAAUAACAGAAAGCAGUUUUAAUCAUUUAAAACGGAAAUCUGCUGUGACAGUGAGAGUGGAGGUAACAAAAUGUGAUGACAGAAUGUAACUGGAACCAACCUCCUACAUUCCAACCCCAAACUGGAAACCAACCUUAAACUACUGGAUGUGGCAGUUCCCCGAGUAGCUACUACAGAACCAUUGUCUUCCAUGUUAAAAAAAAUGUCAUUCCAAAAUUGGCAAUUAUAAUUUAAUAAAUAAAAGUAACAAAUAAGUAUUUCAAUGUAAGCAUCAUUCCACCCAGAUACCAAUUUAUUUGUUACCAUCAUAUGUCAACUUGUUUCUCUGAAGGGUUUUAGGAUUUUGUACUUUUCCUCAAAUUAGUGUCAAGAUCAAUGACCUGAUAUCUGUAGGAGUUUUGGAAGAAUAGUAGAAAGGAUCAUGAACCAAGUGAUGCACAUGGAGGCAGAAAUAUGAUCUGGGCUUAUUCAGUUUGCAAAGACUAUCCACUGGUGUCUGAAUCACAAAGGGUCACACAACAAAAUAAAUAUACAGAGUGAUUGGCUUCGGCCAUCAAUGUAACAAUGAGAAUGCCAUAAAUGUGUCAGAGAGCAGUAAGAAUUAUUUUCUGAUUAUUAUUGCGGAGUGCAGGGUAAGGCUUUCGAAUCCUAAAAACAAAAUGGAGUUUCAAAUGGAAAUAAAAGUUCAGGCAUUUGAUAAGAUUUUAGGAUUCGAGGCUGUUGUAGAAUAUAAAGGUUUUAUUGAUUUUGUUGUCUUCUUUUGGACAGCUUGUUUAUGCCUUUUUACAGAUUGACACACUGAGGCAUGGUAGACCUGGUUUUAAAGGCUACCCAACUUUAGUCAGAUAACAUAUGAAUGGUCAUUUGUCUUUGGUUUGUGUUCCCACUUGUGAUCACACCUGUUUUCCAUUGUCAAUCAGCUGUACUGCUUGUUGCUUGAGUAUCCUCAGAGCUUGGGUGCCCAAAGGAGGGCCUGCGGGCGCCAACAAAAAGGUUGUCUUUUUGGCCAACCAAGUCAUGCCUGAAGAGGCCGUGGAGUGUUUAGUUAAAACCCCUUAACCUUCCCCAUUCACUCAUGGAGCGACAACAGCACUAGCAAAUGGAUAAGAGGCAUUUUAAACAAAUAUGGGAGGAAGAUUAUUUUUUUUACAGAAAAAUCUCUUCUCAGGCUGUUAGUCCUUUUUGUCAACAGUCCGUGGCUGUACUUAAAGAGUACAAUAUACGCCGCCACUACUGGACUAAACACACAGUUUUGUCCAAACACAAAGGUGAGGCGCAAAAGACAAAUUCUAGGGAGUUCCAAUCUAAACUUUUGUUACACCAAGCCACCCUGCCCUCGGCAGCACUGGAUAGCGCCACAUUGGCUAGCUACAAAAGUUUGGCGUUAAUUGCCGAGAGUGGGAGAUCGAGAGAGAUUCAAAGAAAAAUGUUACUAACUUUUUAGUCUCACUAAUGUGUGUUACCUUGAAAAGUACCAAAUACAAAUAAAUAAACUAAACUAUA
Messenger RNA from Oryzias latipes (Japanese medaka), 5854 nucleotides. Its product is annotated as alpha-1,3-mannosyl-glycoprotein 4-beta-N-acetylglucosaminyltransferase C. NCBI's taxonomy places the organism in Eukaryota, Metazoa, Chordata, Actinopteri, Beloniformes, Adrianichthyidae. Gene Ontology annotation, molecular function: acetylglucosaminyltransferase activity. The record is from RefSeq and is a predicted model, not a curated record. Gene Ontology annotation, biological process: protein N-linked glycosylation.